Messenger RNA from Necator americanus (New World hookworm), 336 nucleotides. RefSeq lists its product as uncharacterized. NCBI's taxonomy places the organism in Eukaryota, Metazoa, Nematoda, Chromadorea, Rhabditida, Ancylostomatidae. The transcript is spliced from 2 exons. The record is from RefSeq and is a predicted model, not a curated record. Bases 1 to 336 code for a protein of 111 amino acids.
AUGUUUUGGAGCGGAUCAUCCACUAUCGGCUUAUCAAACAUCGUGAAGGAACCACUCGUGAAGAAGCUGGCUUUCGACCUGGUCGAUCGACGACUGGAUGUUGUUCAUUGCCGUGAGAAUGGUUUAAGUGUGGCAACGGUUGAGUUGGAAAUGCUCCCACACCCAAACUGGAACGUACCUCCUGGUCGUAAAAGAAAGUUCUGGAGGGAGAUGGUAAAGGAAGACCUGAGACAGUCAGCGUUGAUAGGCGGUUCAACCGAAACGAAACGUUUUGCAGGAAUAGCGAACCGAUGGUUGGGUUCUGUGCGAGCUGUAGCUGAAAAUCGAACAGGAUAA